Molecule: messenger RNA, 222 nt
Organism: Debaryomyces hansenii CBS767
Lineage: Eukaryota; Fungi; Ascomycota; Pichiomycetes; Serinales; Debaryomycetaceae
Product: DEHA2C00924p
Exons: 1
Coding region: 1-222 (73 amino acids)
Source: RefSeq, a predicted model, not a curated record
AUGUCGAUAACCUCUGUACUUGCACUUGGAUUAUUUUCACAAUCAAUCUUCUUUGGUGGUAAUAUUGCCGUUUCUAGUAUAUUUAUUCCAAUUAUUCGCCAAAAACAAGUUCCGCCAAAGCUACAAGUUAAAAUGUGGGAAAAAAUAUAUGACGAUGCUUCCAAAUUAAUGGCUGGAUCUGCUUUCGUUGGUUUUCUUUGUUAUAUGUACGAAGCAUACUAA